AUCCCCUCCCCUUGCUCUUUCUCUAUCGUUGUCUCCCUCCCCACCAACCUCCCAAAGCCCCAAAGCCAAGGAAGAUGCCACUCCCUCCCCCUCAUCGCCAUUCCACAACCUAAACGACGUACUGAAAAAGAUGGAGGAAGAGGGAAAGAAAAGCGAGUGUUCCACGUCCCCUUCCAAUAAAGACAAGGAAGGAAAGGAUACAGAGAUGGAGGUGGCAAAGACGGACGAGAAARAAGAGAAAGCACCUGAGACUGAGAAAGAGGAGGCCUGCACUACAACUGGAAAGAGCCAUGAGGACCAAGCCCCUAUGGAUCAGUAUCCUCUGGACUCUCCAUUCUCUCCCGUCUCACUCGCCAUGUCUGACAAAGAGUCUGGGAAGGAAAAGAUGACAGAGCAGAAAGAAGACACCGUGGCCAUGGAAACGGAUACGGACAAGGACCAUACAGAGACCAAGGCCUCUGAGGCCUCCACUUCCACGGAAGAGAAACCUUCCUCCCCCAAGGCCGCUACCAUGGCCCCCCCUGUUCCCACCCCCUCCCCCUCUGCUGCCCCUGAGCCGGAUCAGGACAUCAAAGAAGAGUUGGUGAAGAAGGGAGAGAAGAAGAAAGACGAUAGUCAGAAAGAGAAGGAAGGAGUAACGAAGGAGGAAAAGAUGGAGGUAGUUUCUGUGAAAAAGGAGAUGAAAAAGGAGAAACAGAAUGUUGCCGGGUGUUCUACCUCAUCUCUUACCUCCUCCACCUCUACAUCCACAAGUGACAAAGGGGUGAAGGUGAAGGAGGAAAAGAGCUCCUCUUCUGGACAGAAGCGUCCCUUGUUGGAAGGUGACGAGAAAGAUGGAGGGAAGGUUGAAAGAGAUGGGAAGAGGCAGAAGGUGCAGGGCGUGGAGUUGGAAGCUCAGCUCGAGUUGAAAAUCACCGCGAAAGGUGGCAGUCGCCUAAAACUUGAAAAGGUUCUGCAGAAAAUGGUUGAGGAGCGGUUGAGGGCGCUGCAGCUCACCGUCUUCGACCAAGGUUUACAGGAGCUAAAAGACCGGGUAGAAAAGAUUGAUUGUGCCACAAAACACCAGAGCACCCUUAACACACUACAGGCCAAAAUUGCUAGAUUAGCAAAGAAAUUCGGAGAAGCCAACCAGGCCUCGGAGAACAAAAGAAAACAGGAGGCACUAACGUCCCCUGUUGCCAAGGCUGCACCUGCUACAAACACCAUUCCGACACAACGCGUGCUCCGAAUGCAUCCAAAGCUGGAGCUGCAGUCUGAAGAGGGGGCAUGGCGGAGAGGGGAGCUGGCGACCUCUAUUGGUUGGAUUAAGAAUGAAAUGAAGGAGGAGGAAGAAUCCGAAGAAGAGUAUGAAGAGAUAUCUGAGGAAGAGGAAUUWGAGAAGCCUUCAUUCAACCUAAGACACCAGCCUGCUAGAAGAGAUGGGUCACAGCAGCAGUCACCACAGCAACCGAGUGGAGGAACUAGGGUUCGUUCAGACAUAAUGCUGCGUCCCAUCUCCACGGACAAGGAGAGACAGCUUUACCUGCGCUCGAAGAAUGCUGCCAGGAAGGCCAGAUCCGAUCGUUAUGCAGUAUUCCUGUUCCGGAACCUGGUCUCGUACGAGAACUACGUGAAGUGGGUCACCACGGUGAACUACGUCGGAACGUUGGGCAAAGACGCGCUGCCCGUUAACCUGCGCGAAACCAUGAAGAAAUAUUUGGAACAAAAAGAAGGAUCAACAUAG
This is a messenger RNA of Salvelinus sp. IW2-2015, 1723 nucleotides long. RefSeq names its product activating transcription factor 7-interacting protein 1. The record is from RefSeq and is a predicted model, not a curated record. Gene Ontology annotation, molecular function: transcription coregulator activity. Gene Ontology annotation, cellular component: transcription regulator complex; nucleus. Gene Ontology annotation, biological process: regulation of DNA-templated transcription. NCBI's taxonomy places the organism in Eukaryota, Metazoa, Chordata, Actinopteri, Salmoniformes, Salmonidae.